AUGCUUCAGUAUACACAAAAACGAGUCAACGGAAUUCAAGAUUUGGAACGCAAGCUCAACGAGUUUGGAUACCGCGUCGGCACACGAAUGCUCGAACUGCUUGUUUGGCGCGAGAAAAGCGCAAAGCGAGAAACACGAGUACUGGGAGUACUAUAUUUCAUCCAUAGCGUUGUAUGGAAGGCAUUAUUUGGAAAACAGGCUGAUUCAUUGGAGAAGAGUACCGAGAACGAAGACGAAUAUAUGAUUUCCGAUAACGAUCCCAUUCUCAGUCGAUAUAUCUCUGUUCCCAAAGAGUUGUCACAACUGAACUGCAAUGCAUUUGUUGCUGGUAUCGUCGAAGCAGUGUUGGACGGAUGUCAAUUUCCUUCCAGAGUCACGGCACACACUGUCCCAAUCGAUGGAUUUCCGCAACGAACAACAGUAUUAAUCAAAUUAGACAAAGAAGUGUUGCAGCGCGAAGAGCUAUUAAAGUAG
Molecule: messenger RNA, 474 nt
Organism: Zychaea mexicana
Lineage: Eukaryota; Fungi; Mucoromycota; Mucoromycetes; Mucorales; Lichtheimiaceae
Product: NO signaling/Golgi transport ligand-binding domain-containing protein
Exons: 4
Coding region: 1-474 (157 amino acids)
Biological process (GO): endoplasmic reticulum to Golgi vesicle-mediated transport
Cellular component (GO): TRAPPI protein complex; TRAPPIII protein complex; TRAPPII protein complex
Source: RefSeq, a predicted model, not a curated record